Jaculus jaculus (lesser Egyptian jerboa) is the source of this 1356-nucleotide messenger RNA. It is a transcript of the gene Ccr6, whose product is annotated as C-C motif chemokine receptor 6. Gene Ontology annotation, cellular component: membrane. NCBI's taxonomy places the organism in Eukaryota, Metazoa, Chordata, Mammalia, Rodentia, Dipodidae. The record is from RefSeq and is a predicted model, not a curated record. Bases 176 to 1306 code for a protein of 376 amino acids. Gene Ontology annotation, biological process: thymocyte migration; G protein-coupled receptor signaling pathway; immune response. The transcript is spliced from 3 exons. Gene Ontology annotation, molecular function: C-C chemokine receptor activity.
GAAGAAUCAAAGAAGGAGGACAUUGGAAAUUUAAGAGAAAAACUGCAGUUGCAGAUUUGUGGAUCAGAGAGCUACUUUUUUGCUUCACCUCUGCUAUCUUGACGUUUCUGCUGGGACUGCGUAGCCGGACCUACUUCCCUCUCUACACCAGGCUGGUACUUCCUGCCCACCUGUCAUGGACGAGGAGCCAAUGAAUUCCACAGAGGCUUAUUACUCAAUGACUGCUGAUUAUGACCUUGACUCAAACAGUACUUACUACUCGGUGCCUCUGGAAGACUUGGUGUGCUCCUUGGAGGAGGUCCGGCAGUUCUCCCGGGUGUUCGUGCCCGUCGCCUACACGCUGAUCUGUGUCUUCGGCCUCCUGGGCAAUAUUCUGGUGGUGAUCACCUUCGCCGUCUAUAAGAAAGCCAAGUCCAUGACAGACGUCUAUCUCCUGAACAUGGCCAUUGCAGACACGCUGUUUGUCCUCACGCUUCCGUUCUGGGCGGUCACCCAUGCCAGCAGCGCUUGGGUUUUCAGCAACGCCCUGUGCAAGAUGCUGAAAGGCACCUAUGCCGUCAACUUCAACUGUGGCAUGCUGCUCCUGGCCUGCAUCAGCGUGGACCGCUACGUGGCCAUCGUUCAGGCCACCAGGUCCUUCCGGCUGCGGUCCAGGACGCUGGCUCACAACAAGGUCAUCUGUUUGGUGGUGUGGGUGAUAUCCCUCAUCAUCUCCAGCCCCACGUUUACCUUCAAUCAGAAAUACAGCCUGCAGGGCCGUAAGGUCUGCGAGCCCAACUACCAGUCCGUCUCGGAACCCGUCAGGUGGAAGCUGCUGGGCCUGGGCCUGGAGCUGCUCUGCGGCCUCUUCGUGCCUCUGCUGUUCAUGGUGUUCUGCUACGCGUUCAUUAUCAAGACCCUGGUGCAGGCCCAGAAUUCCAAAAGGCACAGAGCCAUCCGCGUGGUGCUGGCCGUGGUCCUGGUGUUCCUGGCCUGUCAGAUUCCUCACAACGUGGUCCUCCUCGUGACCGCCGUCAACACAGGCAAGAUGAACCGCUCCUGCGGGAACGAGAAACUCCUGGGCUACACCCGGAAUGUCACCGAGGUGCUGGCUUUCCUGCGCUGCUGCCUCAACCCGGUGUUGUACGCCUUCAUUGGCCAGAAGUUCAGAAACUACUUCCUGAAGAUCAUGAAGGACUUGUGGUGCGGGACAAGAAAGCACAAGGCACCGGGGUCACUGUGUGUCCGGCUGUACUCAGAAAGCUACAAUUCUAGGCAGACCAGUGAGGCCAUGGACAAUGAAAAUGGGUCGUCCUUUACCAUGUGACGUACGGGUUUAAAGUCACACACCAGGAGCCUUUGUGAGACUUGCUAAUA